This is a messenger RNA of Coffea arabica (coffee), 1677 nucleotides long. Lineage: Eukaryota; Viridiplantae; Streptophyta; Magnoliopsida; Gentianales; Rubiaceae. The record is from RefSeq and is a predicted model, not a curated record.
AUGCCUUUCGGAUUGAAGAACGCCGGGGCCACAUACCAACGCUUGGUUAACCAAGCCUUUAAGUCUCAGAUCGGCCGGAUGGUUGAGGCCUAUGUAGAUGAUAUCCUCCUCAAAAGUCGGACAACCUCCACAUUCCUUGCCGACCUGAAGGAAGUCCUGGAAGUCUUUCGGAAGACGCGAAUAAUGCUAAACCCUAAGAAGUGUGUCCUGGGGGUCACUUCGGGGAAGUUUUUGGGUUACCUCGUCUCCAGGCGAGGUAUUGAAGCAAAUCCAGACAAGGUGAAAGCAAUUCAAGAGAUGUCUUCACCUCGGUGCGUCCGCGAUGUCCAAAGGUUGACGGGGCGGUUGGCCGCCCUGAAUCGAUUCCUAUCGCAUUCAGCCUCCAAGGCAUUGCCGUUUUUUAAAGUCCUUAAAAAGGCCAACAACUUCUCCUGGACCGAAGAGUGUCAACAGGCGUUUGAGCAGCUAAAGGAGUACCUCAACCACCUCCCAACACUCACUUCACCUCGCCCAGGGGACAAGUUAAUCUUGUACCUAUCUGCUGCCGCUGAAGCUCCGAGUCCUCCGAGGUCCGGAGACCAGGUACCUCAGGCGGAGAAACUUGUGCUAGCCUUAAUUCAUGCAGCUCAUAGGCUUAAGCCCUACUUUUUGGCCCAUCACGUCUGCCUGAGGACAGACCAACCACUUCGGCAGGUCCUAUCGCGACCGGAGGCCUCUGGACGCCUCACCAAGUGGGCCAUCGAGCUGGGAGAGUACGAUUUAUCUUAUGAGCCUCGCACGGCCAUUAAAGCCCAGGCUCUCGCGGAUUUUCUUGCCGAACUUACUUUUGAGGAAGCGAAUGAGAUCAUCCCGGUUAUUACCCAGGCUGUCACCUCGUCCACCGCCGAGCCUCAACAAUGGACCUUGCAUGUAGAUGGCUCAUCCAAUAGUGAGGGUAGUGGAGCUGGUUUGCUCCUCGAAGAUCCCCAAGGAGAAAUUUGCUCGUAUGCCUUGAGGUUUGAUUUUGCUGCUUCCAACAAUGAGGCCGAAUACGAAGCAGUCAUCGCCGGCCUGCAGUUAGCUCGCGAAUACGAGGCCAGGGAAGAGGUGAUGCAUCGAUACCUCUCCAAGGUCCUCCAGCUAGUGGCACACUUCCAGUCUUUUGAAAUCCAGAGGAUACCACGGUCACAGAACAGGAGAGCUGAUGCCCUCUCCCGGCUCGCUUCUACCUCUUUUUCUGACCUGAACAAAACGGUCAUUGUAGAAGUUUUAGCCGCACCGGGGUACGAAGGGGAAGAGGUGUAUCCCAUCUACCCUGGGGAUACCUGGAUGGGACCGUUAGUUCGAUUCCUCAGCCGAGGUGAACUCCCCGAAGACCGAGCUGAGUCACGCAAACUUCAGCGUAAAGCAUCUCGGUACGCCCUUCAACAGGGCCUCUUGUACAAGAUGUCCUACCUCGGCCCAUGGCUACGAUGUAUCACCCCAGAAGAAGGCGACAGAAUUCUUCAGGACAUUCACGAGGGACUCUGUGGUGCCCACGUCGGUUUCAGGAUGCUCGUGAAAAAGGCUUUGCUGCUUGGAUACUUUUGGCCCACCAUGAGGGUAGAUGCCCAGGUCAUGGUCCUUUGCUGCCCUUCUUGUCAGCACCAUGCCCUGAGCACCAUGCCCCUGAGCACCACCGACCAACCAAUCUUAUGA